GAGAUGGUGGCCUUGUGGGUGGGAUAAGGGGUAGGUGGGAAAGGGUAGUGGUGUGAAAAGAGGGAGUGGAGAAAAUUUGGGACAUGCAGGGCUGCGGCGGCCAGAGAAAGAGGUGACUUUCCCUAGCUCCAGGGCUGCGGUUGUUGGGGAGAGACAGCCCUCCUUCCCAACCUCAGCUCUGUGGUUGCUGUCCUUCCCAGCCUCAACUUGGAGGCUCCUGCAGUGGUGUAGGAGAGAGGGCACAUUCAUUGCAUUAGAAAGAAGUACAUGAUGGCUGUGUCCUGGUCAGAUCGAAACAACAUUCUCAUCUAUAGGACUUCUGAAGAGUUUAAGAAAUUCCAUAAAGUACUGAAGAGAAAAUUCCCCAUAGAAGGUGGUUUACUGAAGAAAUCUGACCGGAGCAUUCCAAAGCUUAAAGAUGCAAAAUUGAUGCAGAGAAAGAGCAGGAAUUUGAGCAGGUCAAUGGAGAGAUUGAAAUUGCUGGAAACUUACUCCCAGGAGCUGCUGAAAGCGGAUGCUAAAGUCUCCCAGAGCGAAGAUGUGAUCCAGUUUUUCAAAGCGCAAACCCAAGACCUAGAUCCUUCCUUUCCAGAAAACAGCAUUAUAAUUAUGCCCUCAGAAAUGGGAGAUGGAAAGAAAGACCAGCCCAAGCAGCAGAACCCCUCUGUUACUCAGCCAGUGGUCUCCCAGAGCUACAGCUGCAUUGAAACCUAUGAAACCAAAGACACAAAGAAUAGACCCUUCAAAGUUGCCAAGAAAGAAAUUGUCGAAGUGUUAAUCAAGGACAUGACCGGGUGGUGGCUGGUGGAGAACAAGGAUCAGCAAAUAGCCUGGUUCCCAGCUCCGUAUCUGGAGGAGAGAGUAACUGGGGAGGAGAGUCCGAAUGCCAGAGAACUGGAUGAGGAGGGGACUCUGUAUUACGCUGUGCAGGCCUACGAGUCUCAGAAGGCCGAUGAGCUCUCCCUAAAUGUCGGGGUAGUUGUGGAGGUGCUGGAGAAAUCUGAUAAUGGCUGGUGGUUGAUCUGGUACAAUGAGCGCACUGGCUACAUCCCCUCCAUGUUCCUCCAGCCCUAUAAGAACCCGCACAGCAAGUUCCAAACAAUGGUGGACACUGGCCUCUGUGUCUCCACCCUUAACCUGCUGCAGGCUGUCAGCCCCUCCAACUGCAGUUCCCUCCCCCAGCGCAAGACACCAGCAGGGGAUGGGCCCCCGACUCGCUCAAUGCAUGAGAGGCUCAUAAAGGGCAGGGAUCCUCUGAGCAGAAUGAGAUCGAGAUCUCUGAGAGGCCCGCUGCCUGGGGUGGAGAGCACAGCCAGCUACAACCUCACGUGUGAGCUAAACAGCCUGUCUGUUAGUUCUGGGAGCGGGAGCGAACACGGCUUCAAUGGGGAUUGGAAAGCAGGCUCAUCAGGGUCUCUGCCUGGAGUCAAGCAGGCCGGAGCUGGCCUCCUGCAAGCGAGCCUAGGUCAAGCCUCGCCCAGUCGAGGCAGCAAAGCUCCUCACCUCACCAGCAAGGAUAGGAAUGAUUCAGGCUUUGAGGAGGAGUCUCCAAGUGACUCAGAUUCUUUCCUUCACAGCCCAGACUCUGCUGCCAGCAUCCCCAAGGUGCCCGUGCGACCCGCGGUCCAGGAAAUCCUCCAGAAAUGCAGCACAGUGACCAAGAGAGCCGUGCAAAGGGCUGCACCCAGGCCAAGCCUGCAACCCUCACCUCACCUCCACCCCGGAGGGGAGACAUGUGCAAAGCCGACUGAUGCUCUAGAGCAUGUGUGCCUCCGAUGAGACUCCGUUAUCGCCCUGAGCUGGAGGGUGGAGACUGCAGUAGCUGAAAUUCCUGACAUUAUCCUGGC
Dermochelys coriacea (leatherback sea turtle) is the source of this 1847-nucleotide messenger RNA. RefSeq names its product NADPH oxidase organizer 1 (gene NOXO1). Gene Ontology annotation, biological process: superoxide anion generation. The coding region runs from base 268 to 1779 and encodes 503 amino acids. The record is from RefSeq and is a predicted model, not a curated record. NCBI's taxonomy places the organism in Eukaryota, Metazoa, Chordata, Testudines, Dermochelyidae. The transcript is spliced from 8 exons. Gene Ontology annotation, molecular function: protein binding; phosphatidylinositol binding; superoxide-generating NADPH oxidase activator activity.